CGCAGAGCACGAAUAACUCAGUUGAACUCAAGCUGGGAAUCAGUCGCAAGUGGGUUUUCAGCCAGGAAAGGCGAACGACCGGACCUAAAUUCAGUGUUUAAACAAAGCCAUAUUAAUGUUAUCGCUGCACGUUCUGCUCCUCUGCGCAAUCGCAGGGUUCCAAUUGCUAAUCUCCGCAGAUGGAGAUCCCAUGAUAGAGGUCUUUAAGUGGAAGCAGCUGGACUUUUACAACCGCAAGGAUGGCUACAAGGAUUUGUGGAGCAGGCUCUGCAUCCCAGAUCCGCACGUCUAUAACUCCCGCAAGUGUUUGGGCUCCUCCAAUUCCGGAGCCAGCAGCACUGGAUCCUUCAUACAAUACAACAACGUGCCCCAGGGAGUGACCCACUUCCGAGGACGCCUCUUUGUCACUGUGCCCCGGCGACAGGAGGGCAUCCCGUCCACCUUGAACUACAUCGAUCUGGCCAAGGAUGGGUGGAAUCAGAGUCCCAACCUCCGUGCCUAUCCCAACUUGGCGUUGAAUCAGUAUAAUGCGAGCGAACAGAACCUGGUGUCCGUCUACAGGACCUCAGUGGAUACCUGUGGACGGCUCUGGUUCGUCGACACCGGAAUGCUGGAGUUUCCCAAUAAUCGCCAACAGAUCCGGCGUCCAAGUAUUUGGGUGAUCGAUUUGGCUAACGAUCGCAUACUAAAACGAUUUGAGAUCCCACAGAGGAUAGUGGAGAUCGGACGUGGACUGGCCAGCAUCACCGUCGAUGUGGGCCCACAAAGGUGCGGCGAUGCUUAUGCCUACAUUCCGGAUUUGGUCAAUCGCAGACUGCAUGUUUACCACCUGCGAAGCGAUAGAAUUUGGUCCUUUGAGCACAGCUACUUCAACUUUGACCCCCUUUCCGAUGAUCUCAACAUUGGCGGGCAGACCUUCCGCUGGGACGACGGGAUUUUCUCGGCGACCUUAGGAGAAUAUAAGCCAGAUGGCAGCAGGGAUGUCUACUUCCAUCCCAUGGCCAGCACGAAUGAGUUUGUUGUGUCAAACAGGGUCCUUAAGCAGGAGUGCAAUGCAGCACGCUCUGAUCAUGGAAACGACUUCCAGCUUCUGGGAACUCGUGGUCCGUCCACCCAGUCCACGAUGCACAAGUACGAUCCGCGGACCGGAGUGAUUUUCUUUGCCGAGGUCCAGAAGAGUGGAGUGGGCUGCUGGAAAACCAGCAAGCCUUUUUCAACGGAAAACCAUGGCUCUGUUUAUUCCAAUUCAUCGGAGAUGAUUUAUCCCAGCGACUUGACGAUCGACGAGGAGGGAUACAUUUGGGUGAUGUCCAACUCCAUGCCCAUCUUUGUGUAUUCGAAGCUGGAUGUGGAGAAGUACAAUUUCCGAAUCUGGAGGCAAGCGACAUCGCUGGCCAAGAGGGGAACAGUUUGUGAGUGAUUUGUGUGGA
Messenger RNA from Drosophila teissieri, 1430 nucleotides. It is a transcript of the gene yellow-f, whose product is annotated as L-dopachrome tautomerase yellow-f. The record is from RefSeq and is a predicted model, not a curated record. The transcript is spliced from 4 exons. Gene Ontology annotation, cellular component: extracellular region. Lineage: Eukaryota; Metazoa; Arthropoda; Insecta; Diptera; Drosophilidae. Bases 116 to 1420 code for a protein of 434 amino acids.